AUGUGGCACACACGACGGCCCAUGGAAAAGAUGCAGAAUGUCUACAAAGGAGAUCCAAAACUCGGAGAUCCUAACUCAGACUGUCAGAGGGCCACGAUAGUCUGUUUUGAAGGCGUCCAGGGCCAACAGGGAGGGGCUUCCCCGCGGCCGUCCCCAAAGAACAAGAAGAAGAACGACAAAAACGGGAAGAGUGAACCGGUUCCAGCACAGAAGGCACAGGCCGCCCCACAACCUCCGCCCGUAUCGUCUCCGCCUGACGAAGGGGCGGAGUCGUUCUCCGAGCCAGAGGAGGAGGAGGAAGGGGAGGAGGAGGAUGAAGAGGACGGGAGAGAAGGGGUCGUUAUUUAUGACUUUUCACUGGAUGUUGUGGAUAUUCAUGAGCCGUGUGGUCCAGAGGUGUAG
Messenger RNA from Geodia barretti, 402 nucleotides. The record is from the annotation of a GenBank genome assembly. Lineage: Eukaryota; Metazoa; Porifera; Demospongiae; Tetractinellida; Geodiidae.